Molecule: messenger RNA, 4538 nt
Organism: Clupea harengus (Atlantic herring)
Lineage: Eukaryota; Metazoa; Chordata; Actinopteri; Clupeiformes; Clupeidae
Gene: acsl4a
Product: acyl-CoA synthetase long chain family member 4a
Biological process (GO): long-chain fatty-acyl-CoA metabolic process; long-chain fatty acid metabolic process; neuron differentiation
Cellular component (GO): endoplasmic reticulum; lipid droplet; plasma membrane
Molecular function (GO): arachidonate-CoA ligase activity
Source: RefSeq, a predicted model, not a curated record
AAGCUUAUUGGCUCAGAAAUAUGGAGUCAGAUGACGCAAUUUUCCGUGUUUCCUCUGAGUGGUGAGAGCCGGGGAGGUUACUGUCGGUCAGUUUUGUUGGCUGAGACCAAUGACUGUAAAAAAACAUUGGCUGAGACACAUCACGGCGACUUGAGUGUGACGGGGCUGAAGGCAGCCAAAGACAUCUGACGUCCACCUCAGCCUACAAGCACUCUCGUGCGUACGGGCGUCUUCAUCUCAAGCACUCUCGUGCGUUCGGGCAUCUUCUUCUUCGUCCAUUGCUGUCGCCCGGUCCUCUCGGGAGAGAGAGCCCAGCUCUCCUUGGCAUCUAGCUCACCAAACUCCUCCUCCUCCUCCUCCUCCUGCCACCUGCACUCCAGGAUGGGUGUGAAGAUGGACCUCCAGACGGUGCUGCUCCUGCCCGUGCACCUGCUGGUGUGGCUCUACUCCCUCCUCACCUUCCUGCCAUGGUACUUCAUCACCGGGGCCCAGGAGAAGAAUGUUCUGGCCAAACGCAACAAGGCCAAGUCCACCUCGGGCCAGCCGGAGGGGCCCUACCGCUCAAUCGACCGCUUCGACAGCCUAGCCCAGAUGGACUUUGCCGGGAAGGACACGCUGGACAAGCUGUUCAACCACGCCGCGGAGCGCUACGGCCCCAACCACUGCCUCGGCACUCGGCAAGUGCUCUGCGAGGAGAAUGAGCCCCAGCCUAGUGGCAAGGUUUUUAAAAAGCUCAUUCUGGGAGAUUACAAAUGGAUCACCUACGAGGAAAUGGACGUCAUAGUGAGUCACUUUGGCAGUGGCUUGGCCGCUUUGGGCCAGCAACCCAAGAGCACCAUCGCCAUUUUUUGCGAGACUCGGGCGGAAUGGAUGAUCACGGCCCAGUCAUGCUUCAGACGCAAUUUCCCCCUGGUGACCUUUUAUGGCACCCUGGGAGAGGAAGCCGUGGCCUAUGGCCUGAAUGAGUGUGGGGUGACUCACGUGGUGACCAGCGUGGAGCUCCUGGAGACUAAACUAAAGAAUGUGCUUCCUCAGAUCCCUAACCUCAAGCACAUCAUAUAUGUGGAGAACAAGACGGUCAGCACGGCGGGCUACCCCGAGGGCAUACAGCUUCACAGCAUGGAGGCUGUGCAAAAGCUGGGAGCUAAGCCAGAACAUCUGAACCUGGAGAUAGUGAAACCCAAACCCGCAGACCUGGCAGUCAUCAUGUACACCAGCGGCUCCACCGGGAGACCCAAGGGGGUCAUGAUCGUCCACAGCAACCUCAUCGCGGGCAUGACCGGGCAGUGUGAGCGGAUCCCUGGUCUAGGCCCGAAGGACACGUACAUCGCCUACCUCCCCCUGGCUCAUGUCCUGGAGAUGACUGCAGAGAUCUCGUGUGUCACUUAUGGUUGUAGGAUCGGCUACUCCUCCCCCCAGACCCUCUCCGACCAGUCAACGAAGAUCAAGAGAGGCAGCAAAGGAGACUCCUCAGUCCUGAAGCCAACCCUCAUGGCAGCUGUUCCGGAAAUAAUGGACCGCAUCAACAAAAAUGUGAUGUGCAAAGUCCAAGAGAUGAGCUUUGUACAGAGAACCCUCUUCAGGCUGGCCUACAACUACAAACUGGAUCAAAUCAAGAAGGGCUACGAUGCUCCCCUAUGUAACGCGCUGUUUAAGAAAGUGCGGGGCCUGCUGGGAGGGAACGUGCGCAUGAUGCUGUCAGGGGGAGCGCCUCUGUCCUCGGCCACCCAGCGCUUCAUGAACAUCUGCUUCUGCUGUCCCGUGGGCCAGGGCUAUGGGCUCACCGAGACCUGUGGAGCAGGAACCAUCACCGAGGUGGCUGACUACAGCACAGGCCGAGUGGGAGCCCCUCUUAUCUGCUGUGAGAUCAAACUGAGGGACUGGGCUGAGGGUGGUUACACCAGAAAAGACCAUCCCAAUCCACGUGGAGAGAUCCUGAUUGGAGGCCCUAAUGUGACCAUGGGCUACUACCGGAAAGAUGGCAGCCUCAACGACGACUUCUAUGUGGAUGAGAGUGGCCAGCGGUGGUUUUGCACAGGAGAUGUUGGAGAAGUUCAUUCUGACGGCUGCUUACAGAUUGUGGACCGUAAGAAGGACCUUGUCAAAUUGCAAGCUGGAGAGUAUGUCUCAUUGGGCAAGGUGGAGUCAGCCCUGAAGAACUGUGCUCUCAUUGACAACAUCUGUGCAUACGCAAACAGUGAUCAGAACUACGUCAUCAGCUUUGUGGUGCCCAACCAGAAGAAGCUGACUACCAUGGCAGAUCAAAAAGGCAUUAAAGGGACGUGGGAGGAGAUCUGCCAACACCCUGUGAUGGAGAUGGAAGUUUUAAGAGAGAUUAAAGUAGUGGCCACCUCAUCAAAACUCCAGCGCUUUGAAAUCCCAGUGAAGGUUGGCCUAAGCCCAGAGCCUUGGACGCCUGAGACAGGCCUGGUCACCGACGCCUUCAAGCUGAAAAGAAAAGAGCUGAAGAACCACUAUCUCCAUGACAUCGAGAGAAUGUAUGGGGGGAAGUAGGACCAGCAACCCAGCCAAAAACCAACUCUUCACCAUUCCACUGUCACCUUCAGUGUAUCAGUUCAAAUAUGUUUCAUAUUUCCAAUCUUACUGUCCGUUUGCUUAAGGCUAGCACAGAAAACACAACGCAAACACAUAUGUUGAAGUUAAACUCCUGUAGCUUUCAGUUGUAUUUGUGUGUUUUAUUUGCUUUUGUUUGUUCAAAGUAAGGAGCUGUUUUGACCGUUCAAAUAUGGCUUAGUGUCUCUGCAGUGGAAUUGUUCUAGGAACUGUAAAAUGUCAGUGGCCUGACACAAUUCACCUAAUGAACAAGAUGCCGCUUUGUCUAAACCUCUUCACCUCUCAAAAUUAAAUCAACCACACAACAGCAAGAAACUGCCAUACAUCUUUCUAGGCAUUUUUGUAGGUACAGUUUAAAUCCAUAUUAUUUGUAUUUAUUUAAAUAAAUAGUUAUCAGGCAUUUCUUUGAGGUAUGGAUUGACCGUUUUUGUGGGCUUCCCAAGGGAGUCUCUUGAAUUGGUAAGGUUCGUGGUAGUUGUUUACUCCCUCCUGGUGGCAAAUGGCGUAAAGCAGUGUCACUGUGCCUUUAGAGAGAUCCAGUGUUUCAUGACAAACUUUUAUGUGUGUUGAUACCAGUACAUUUAUUUAUUACCAGUCAUAACGUAAAUAAUGGCUUAAAACUAUUUAUUAGCAGCCUAUGGUGAGGGGGUCAGAUCUGGAUUUGACAGGAUUUACUGUUAAAAUAUUUGCCCCUAAUUUUAAUGAAUCUUACUGAAUCACUCCUGUGUAACAAAAAAAGAGGAUUUUGCCUUAUGGCCAACUCUUUAUUUGAACUUGAAUAUAGUUUUGAAUUGCAAAUGGGAAUUGGAUGCACUUCUUUGGGUAGCUUGUAUCUAAUGCAUCUCAUUUCAGCAGUGAAAUGACAUAUCCGACUUAUUUAUUUCUGAAUGACUCAGGGCAUGUAGAAUGGGUGGUGUAGGUCAUGAAGGUUUUCAAGUAGAUAGAAUGAAAACUGUCCAAACAUGAUUCAGGUUACCUUUUGUUUAAGGGAAGCUUUUCAGUCUGAAUUAAUAUAUUCAAUUUGAGAUUAAACAAUGGGCCCUGACUAUUCUAGAGGUACAUACCAUUACAUGUCAAAGGCCAUAUUGAAAUGUAGGUUGGUUUACAUCGUUGUGAAAGCGAAAUGUACAAUGAUUUUGGUGUUUUCUUUGUUUGUUCUUUGGGGAAUUAACAUUCAGGUGUAGAUAAUUUCUUUGUGUCGAUGCACAUUUUACCACGUCACCUGCAGUUUUUGCAGCACACACUGUGUAACUGCUGUACGUUUCGUCACACAUUUCACGUUGGCAAUCAGAAUGUAAUGUUUGCAAGUUUAAGAUCCUGAUUGCAUUGAUUGAUUCUCUUUUCCUCAUCUGCUAAACCACUCCAUUUCUUGACCAUUAUUGUGGUAAAUAAGUUGAGGGAUCUGAUGUCUUGUUUAUUUUUAUGGGAUUACAUUUCACUGCCUUGUUAUGAUUUUGUUCCUUGUUAUUUUGUUUGUUUUUUUAACAGAGCAUUAAAUGACAUGUGUAUUUAAGGAGGAUUAUUUGAAAGACCAAAUGAAUACUGCACAGGUCUUAUUUGCUGACCUCAUUUUAAUAUUGGCAUUGCGAUGUAUCAGUAGAGAAUUUUAAAAAAUCCUUUGUCAGUUUCCCUGGUAUGUUCUCAGCUAUCGCUUGUUAACAGCAAAUUUAGCUGCUGGACAUAAAUUAGUACAUAACCAUACAUAUUUUAAACUAAAGAACAUCAUUUUUUUUUUCUCAGGUUUUGAUGCCAGAAUAUAAUGAAAACAUUAGGAUGCCAAAUUCCAGAACACUGCUUGGUAUUUUGUGACUGACUGUACCAAUUCAUUUUUGGUCAUGUUGAAGAUGAAUAAUUCCAAUGAAGUAAAUUUGCUUGUUAGGAUGUUUUAUGAUGCUGUUAUUUAUUCCAUUGUGUGAGGUCACCUUAUGUAACAUACAUUGUGAUAAAUAAAAUGUUUUGUAAUA